UUGCUAGCGACUGAACUAGCUAGGUACCUAGCUAAAAGGCUAGCUGACGUACGUUAGCUGUUUUCUGGGAGGGGAAACCAUCGCAUGCUAUGUAAUUAGCUUGUUUGCUUCUUUUUUUUUUUUAUAUAGAUCAGAUCUUAGUUUGUAGCUACUAGAUAACAACUACAAAAGAUGCAUUUUCCCCCCAGUUUAGUUUAGGAUGAGCAUGGAAGAUUAUGACUACCUGUUCAAAAUUGUACUAAUAGGAAAUGCUGGUGUUGGGAAAACCUGCCUAGUCCGACGCUUCACUCAGGGCCUUUUCCCCCCUGGACAAGGGGCUACCAUAGGAGUUGACUUCAUGAUCAAGACUGUGGAGAUCAAAGGGGAAAAAGUAAAGCUGCAGAUCUGGGACACAGCAGGCCAGGAGCGUUUCCGUUCCAUCACCCAGAGUUACUACCGGAGUGCCAACGCACUCAUCCUCACCUAUGACAUCACGUGUGAGGACUCCUUCCGGUGCCUUCCAGAAUGGCUGAGGGAGAUUGAGCAGUAUGCCAACACCACCGUGGUCACUAUUUUAGUCGGCAAUAAGAUCGACCUAGCGGAGAAGAGGGAAGUCAUGAGGCAGAGAGCUGAAGAGUUUGCGAACUCCCAGAGCAUGCUUUAUCUGGAGACCUCCGCGAAGGAGUCUGAUAACGUGGAGAAGCUCUUUCUGGAUCUGGCCUGCGAGCUGAUCCGCGAUGCCAAACAGAACACGCUGGACAACAAUGACACGGCUAACGCUAUGCCAGGAGAGGGGAAAACCAUCAGCUACCUAGGUUGCUGCAGCACUAACUAGGUCAGAUUCUAGAGUGCUGGGUCGUGUUCAUUCCUGUUCAUAAGGGCACAACACCAACACCAACAGGGGGGGUUCUUAUCGGACAGAUUUAGCUCAGUACCUUCCGCUAACCCUCUGUUUUCGGGACGUUUUUCUUCCCAAGUUGAAUGCCUAUUGAACACCACCCUGUACUGUAUUCUGGCCAUGCAGCUGUGCUGAGUGCACUACGACAUAGACCUAACGCAGAGGAUCGGAGAUGACAGGAUGCCUCUUUCUUGUCUGUUUUGUCCCAGACUUCAUGGUGCCACUUGUCAGUCACUCUUUUGAGAGUCCCUCCCAUGGCCUUUUUUAUUUUUUACAUUCAACAGUAUGAUCUGUCCAAUCACCUUCUUGUUGUUUUAUCCUCUGUGGGAAUAGAAAUGUUGAGAGGAUGCAAUACAAGUUGCUGCCACUAGAUGGGAGUACAUAACCUUAUAUCCCUGGUGCAACGGGAUUGAACAGACUGUACUAUAGGCCUUGUUGCAAACUGAUGUAAUAUAUUGGGAUUUAUUUUUAUUUAUUUUUUCCCCCAAAGGAAAUCUGAGGAAGGUUUUAAGAGGUUAAAUGUAUUCAUACACCAUUCAUUCAUUCAACGGAGAGAGGGGGGUUGUGCCUCCUGUCCUGUGAGUUGGUGGGUAGAUUAAAAACACAAAUAUCCAGGAGUAGCUAUUACCAGCACCUGAUUUUCAAAAGCACCACAAUUAUUUCCUCACAAACAGGACAUGUACAGCCCAAUUCGAGUUCUUUAAUUUGUCAACAACAAAUGAUCUGAAUAGGAUUGAAUAGAUUAAUGUGUGUGAAUGAGAAUCCACCCAACCACUUUUAUAUAUAUAUAAAAAUACAAUUCAAACACUUAUGCAUUUAAAUUUUGACGCAUGCUACACGAAAUGGUUUGUUAGUUAGCUAUUGUAGCCUACCUCUACAAUGCACAACAUUUACAGUGCCUUGCGAAAGUAUUCGGCCCCCUUGAACUUUACGACCUUUUGCCACAUUUCAGGCUUCAAACGUAAAGAUAUAAAACUGUCUUUUUUUUGUGAAGAAUCAACAACAAGUGGGACACAAUCAUGAAGUGGAACGACAUUUAUUGGAUAUUUCAAACUUUUUUAACAAAUCAAACUUACUUUCGCAAGGCACUGUAAUAUAUAGAUAUUAUAUACCCUUCCGAUUUAGGCUUCCUCAGUUGACCUAUUGGUUAUUGAGUAAUUGAUUGGGGCCAUUUUUAAAAAAAAUUUUUUACAAGUAUUGAAAGAAAUGGAAAAGAUCAAUUUACCAGAAGUGAUCAAUAAAGGGUUUUGUGUUUAUUCCUCAUCAGUACACUUUAUGUCCGAGAGCUCAUAAGUUAAAGUUAAAAUUCCUUCAAGUAGCAAACACCCAGUGUGACUUUAACUCAUUUCAAACCUUAGCAUUAUUAUAAAAUUGAUUUGCACAAGUCAUUUUGUCUCUCGGCUCAAUUCACUCAAGUGGCAAAUGGUGUAUGUAGUUUGACACGCCUGAAUACAAUGCAGAGCGGUGUGAUAAAGAAAGCAGUCGUGUGUGUGUGUGUGUGUGUAUCCCACGCUAUCCUCCAUGUAGUCCGUGCUCUCUACUUUUGACCACAGCCCUAUGAGCCCCUAUGGGCUCUGGUCAAAAGGUAGUGUGCUAUUAUAGAGAAUAGGGACGAUGCUGAAGUAUUGUUUUUUGUCUGCUUUUGUCUUAUGAAUGAUUGAUGGAUGUUCAUUUCAGAUAAUGUACCAGUGUUCAUGAAUGGUGUUCAUUUCAGAUAAUGUACCAGUGUUCAUGAAUGGUGUUCAUUUCAGAUAAUGUACCAGUGUUCAUGAAUGGUGUUCAUUUCAGAUAAUGUACCAGUGUUCAUGAAUGGUGUUCAUUUCAGAUAAUGUACCAGUGUUCAUGAAUUAUGUUCAUUUCAGAUAAUGUACCAGUGUUCAUGAAUGAUGGAUGUUCAUUUCAGAUAAUGUACCAGUGUUCAUGAAUGAUGUUCAUUUCAGAUAAUGUACCAGUGUUCAUGAAUGAUGUUCAUUUCAGAUAAUGUACCAGUGUUCAUGAAUGGUGUUCAUUUCAGAUAAUGUACCAGUGUUCAUGAAUUAUGUUCAUUUCAGAUAAUGGACCAGUGUUCAUGAAUGAUGGUGGAUGUUCAUUUCAGAUAAUGUACCAGUGUUCAUGAAUGAUGGAUGUUCAUUUCAGAUAAUGGACCAGUGUUCAUGAAUGAUGUUCAUUUCAGAUAAUGUACCAGUGUUCAUGAAUGAUGGAUGUUCAUUUCAGAUAAUGUACCAGUGUUCAUGAAUGAUGUUCAUUUCAGAUAAUGUACCAGUGUUCAUGAAUUAUGUUCAUUUCAGAUAAUGUACCAGUGUUCAUGAAUGGUGUUCAUUUCAGAUAAUGUACCAGUGUUCAUGAAUUAUGUUCAUUUCAGAUAAUGGACCAGUGUUCAUGAAUGAUGGAUGUUCAUUUCAGAUAAUGGACCAGUGUUCAUGAAUGAUGGAUGUUCAUUUCAGAUAAUGUACCAGUGUUCAUGAAUGAUGGAUGUUCAUUUCAGAUAAUGUACCAGUGUUCAUGAAUGAUGUUCAUUUCAGAUAAUGGACCAGUGUUCAUGAAUGAUGGAUGUUCAUUUCAGAUAAUGUACCAGUGUUCAUGAAUGAUGUUCAUUUCAGAUAAUGGACCAGUGUUCAUGAAUGAUGGAUGUUCAUUUCAGAUAAUGGACCAGUGUUCAUGAAUGAUGGAUGUUCAUUUCAGAUAAUGGACCAGUGUUCAUGAAUGAUGUUCAUUUCAGAUAAUGUACCAGUGUUCAUGAAUGAUGGAUGUUCAUUUCAGAUAAUGGACCAGUGUUCAUGAAUGAUGUUCAUUUCAGAUAAUGUACCAGUGUUCAUGAAUGAUGUUCAUUUCAGAUAAUGUACCAGUGUUCAUGAAUGAUGUUCAUUUCGGAUAAUGGACCCGCGUCUAUGACUAAACGUAACAAUUCCCUUAAUGCAUUCGUCUGAUUGUUUGCACAUGUUAUUACAAUGGAACUGUGAAUCUAUAUUUUUUUAGUUUAAAAUAGAUUCUCAACAUAUUACCUGCUGCUCCUUUGUUUUUCACAUUUUCAUGUUGUCUAAUAUGAAAAUCAAACCCGUACUCAAGAAUAGAUUAUAUUUAUUCUUCAGUUAAACACAAUUCUGUUUAUCGCCAAUUGUAUUAUUUGUAUUUCGAUGAAUGCAUCGUUACUUGAUAAUGCAUUUUAAUAAUGCACUACAUUAACUAUUCAGUUAACCCAUAGCCUCUAGUUAGCUGCACGGGAAAUAUAUUUAAACUUUUUCCAAGUGUUUUAAAACAUUAAGUUAGAAAUGUAUUUGUUUUCUUCGCGGUUGAUUUUUUUUUUAAAGGGGCAAUCUGCUGUUUCUAAACACAUGGUUCGAUUUAAAUGAGUGUCAGCUGUUUCCAGACAUCACAAUGAAUCUAAUAUUAAGAUGAGUCCAUGACAUCUCAUGUGAUCUAUUGUGAUUUUUAGAGUGACCAAUCACAGGAAAUGUGAAUUAUUAUGUGGAUUAUAAUUAAUGAACAUUUUUUUUUUUUUUUUUCGUUGGGGGGGUUUAUACGUUUUUCGUUAGGGCAACUUGAGUCUGAAAUUUCAAAGUGGAAAUGACAAACUUUAGAAGCAUUUUUAAAACGUUUGCAAUUCUCAGCAACAAAAGAGUGAUCAAAUUAAGAGACUACAUCUGUAGUUGAUUGCCCAACGUUUGCCGUGAUUUGAAAGUGUCAUGCAUUCUAUAUUACCACAUUUUUCUUUGAAAGCAAAACAUUUUCGAUUUUUAGUUUUGUACACAGAAUUAUUUGUAGCCUGGGUACCAGUCUGUUUGUACUAACAUUCCACUCCUUUGUACUCCUUGUGGAAUGUUGGAAUGUUGGCAUAAAACAGGUCUGGAUUUCAGGAUAAUUAGUACUGUAUUCCAUAUUCUUAUGCUUUUGGUGUUUUUAUCUUACAGCUCCUGCCAUAUAUUUGAGUGUCUUCUAGCUUUAUUUUCUAGACCUGAUCGCCAUGGUGUACUGUUGUUACCAAGCAUCAUAAUCUGCUGUAUAUUGAUAGUGUAGUUUUAAUAUUUAAAUUUCUUGUUUGUUGUAACGCCUGUAUUUUAACUUAGCACUUUUCUUUUAUAUUACUGGCUAUAUAUAAAUAUAUAUAUAUAUACUUUUUUUUGUCCUCCUGAACAGUAUUUGAUCAAACUAAUGUUAAUCUAGCUGAUAUUGCUGUCUUUUGACUGCUACAGUACUGAGUAACUUGGUCAAACUGCUACAGUACUGAGUAACUUGGUCAAACUGCUACAGUGCUGAGUAACUUGGUCAAACUGCUACAGUACUGAGUAACUUGGUCAAACUGCUACAGUACUGAGUAACUUGGUCAAACUGCUACAGUACUGAGUAACUUGGUCAAACUGCUACAGUACUGAGUAACUUGGUCAAACUGCUACAGUGCUGAGUAACUUGGUCAAACUGCUACAGUGCUGAGUAACUUGGUCAAACUGCUACAGUGCUGAGUAACUUGGUCAAACUGCUACAGUACUGAGUAACUUGGUCAAACUGCUACAGUACUGAGUAACUUGGUCAAACUGCUACAGUACUGAGUAACUUGGUCAAACUGCUACAGUGCUGAGUAACUUGGUCAAACUGCUACAGUGCUGAGUAACUUGGUCAAACUGCUACAGUACUGAGUAACUUGGUCAAACUGCUACAGUACUGAGUAACUUGGUCAAACUGCUACAGUGCUGAGUAACUUGGUCAAACUGCUACAGUGCUGAGUAACUUGGUCAAACUGCUACAGUACUGAGUAACUUGGUCAAACUGCUACAGUGCUGAGUAACUUGGUCAAACUGCUACAGUACUGAGUAACUUGGUCAAACUGCUACAGUGCUGAGUAACUUGGUCAAACUGCUACAGUGCUGAGUAACUUGGUCAAACUGCUACAGUGCUGAGUAACUUGGUCAAACUGCUACAGUACUGAGUAACUUGGUCAAACUGCUACAGUGCUGAGUAACUUGGUCAAACUGCUACAGUGCUGAGUAACUUGGUCAAACUGCUACAGUGCUGAGUAACUUGGUCAAACUGCUACAGUGCUGAGUAACUUGGUCAAACUGUGUUUAUCCAUGUUUCAUGUCUCGUACCUUUUCUUCUAUGGUCUAGAGACUCGAGAGGGAGAAAUACACAGUACAAUACUUCAAUAGAAUACAGUAAAAACCUUCAAUAGAAUACAGUAAAAAACCUUCAAUAGAAUAUAGUAAAAACCUUCAAUAGAAUACAGUAAAAAACCUUCAAUAGAAUACAGUAAAAACCUACAAUAGAAUACAGUAAAAAACCUUCAAUAGAAUACAGUAAAAAACCUUCAAUAGAAUACAGUAAAAACCUUCAAUAUAAUACAGUAAAAACCUUCAAUAGAAUACAGUACAAUACUUCAAUAGAAUACAGUGAAAAACCUUCAAUAGAAUACAGUAAACCUUCAAUAGAAUACAGUAAAAACCUUCAAUAGAAUACAGUACAAUACUUCAAUAGAAUACAGUAAAAACCUUCAAUAGAAUACAGUACAAUACUUCAAUAGAAUACAGUAAAAACCUUCAAUAGAAUACAGUAAAAAACCUUCAAUAGAAUACAGUAAAAACCUUCAAUAUAAUACAGUAAAAACCUUCAAUAGAAUACAGUACAAUACUUCAAUAGAAUACAGUAAAAACCUUCAAUAGAAUACAGUAAACCUUCAAUAGAAUACAGUAAAAACCUUCAAUAGAAUACAGUAAAAACCUUCAAUAGAAUACAGUAAAAACCUUCAAUAGAAUACAGUAAACCUUCAAUAGAAUACAGUAAAAACCUUCAAUAGAAUACAGUAAAAACCUUCAAUAGAAUACAGUAAAAACCUUCAAUAGAAUACAGUAAACCUUCAAUAGAAUACAGUACAAUACUUCAAUAGAAUACAGU
Oncorhynchus mykiss (rainbow trout) is the source of this 6760-nucleotide messenger RNA. RefSeq names its product RAB30, member RAS oncogene family (gene rab30). Gene Ontology annotation, biological process: Rab protein signal transduction. The record is from RefSeq and is a predicted model, not a curated record. NCBI's taxonomy places the organism in Eukaryota, Metazoa, Chordata, Actinopteri, Salmoniformes, Salmonidae. Gene Ontology annotation, molecular function: GTPase activity; GTP binding.